CGCACGCCGCUGGCGGCCUCCGCUCCCGCCGCCGCCGUCGCUUCUGUGGGCCGUCCCUAGGGCCACCUGGUUCCUGCGGCUUAGGUCAGUUGCUGUCAGUGCCUCCGAACUGGUGCUGAUGGACAAAUACGUAGUGAAACGUUCCCCCCGAGAGGUGCGGAGCGGUAGCGGCGGGAAAAGGCCGCGCCCCGAGGAGCCGGGGCCUGCCUCAGCGCAGCCGCUCUGGCAGGAGAUCCGCGCCGAGGGGCUGAGCUGCGAUUACCGGCUCCUCUUCGCUAAGGCUGAGGCUGACCGCAUCUUCCAGCAGCUGGAAGAGGAGGUGGAGUACUUCGAAGGUGAAAUGACAAAACUGCAAGUGUUUGGCAAGUGGCACAACAUUCCAAGGAAGCAGGUCACCUAUGGAGACCCUGAGUUAACCUACACCUACUCAGGUGUUACCUUCUCUCCUAAGCCAUGGAUCCCUGUUCUCCAGCGCAUCCGAGACCGCCUCACUCUGGACACAGGACAUACUUUUAACUUUGUCCUAAUUAACAGGUACAAAGAUGGUGAGGACCACAUAGGUGAACACCGCGACGACGAGAAAGAACUGGUUCCACGCAGCCCUAUCGCCUCUGUCUCCUUUGGAGCUUGCAGGGACUUUGUUUUCAGGCACUGUGAUUCCAGAGGGAAGAAGGCAACACGCCACAUCAAACCCAUCAAGCUGCAGCUAGCCCAUGGCAGCCUGCUGAUGAUGAAGUACCCCACCAAUGUGUACUGGUACCACAGCCUGCCCACCCGUAAGAGAGUGCUUGCCCCAAGGAUCAACCUCACGUUCCGCAAAAUGAGGACUGUAGUCAAGUGAAUUAAUCACCUCAAGCACCAGGGUUGGGGUUUUUUUUUGACUGAAGAUAGAAACUUUUCCUCUCUGACAACCAAUUUAUGGUUCAAACACUCUCUUUGAUGAUCUAAGCUACUGGAUGACCAAUGUGAGCCAGGAGUGGAGAUGGUGUGCUUGGUAAGGCAGACUGUGACUGCUGAUCUGCAAUGCCAGGGAAACUCUUGGAGCUGCUACUUCAACC
Molecule: messenger RNA, 1058 nt
Organism: Pogoniulus pusillus (Red-fronted tinkerbird)
Lineage: Eukaryota; Metazoa; Chordata; Aves; Piciformes; Lybiidae
Gene: ALKBH2
Product: alkB homolog 2, alpha-ketoglutarate dependent dioxygenase
Exons: 3
Coding region: 119-841 (240 amino acids)
Biological process (GO): DNA repair; DNA alkylation repair
Molecular function (GO): ferrous iron binding; cytosine C-5 DNA demethylase activity
Source: RefSeq, a predicted model, not a curated record